Arabidopsis arenosa is the source of this 715-nucleotide messenger RNA. NCBI's taxonomy places the organism in Eukaryota, Viridiplantae, Streptophyta, Magnoliopsida, Brassicales, Brassicaceae. The record is from the annotation of a GenBank genome assembly.
AGCUUUUUAGAAGUUUUCAACACAUUUUUGCGAUCAAAACCCUAAAAAAUGGGUGGAAGAACGGACGAAAGUGGCGGAGGAGGUAAAGAGAAAGAGGAAGAGCAAGACGGUUUAUCCGUACACUCUCCCUGUAAAGCUUUACCUUCCUCCGCUUCCUCUCUCUCCAAGGAGCAGUCACAGGUUGAAUUAGAGCUCAGGUUAUUAGAAGCUCUUGAAAUCUAUCCUCCUGUUAAACUCCGAGGGAUACAUCGCCACUUUGUUCUUUAUGGUCUGAUGGAGUAUCUCGGAAGAAGCUUUGACCGACCGUUCACAGCAGAUGAGGUUCUGCAGCUACUUGAUCGUUUCUACAACAUUGAGAUGCUGAAAUCAGAUGAUGAGGACAUAGACAUUCUGAAUCACGAGGAAGACUUUACCUUGCCGCAGAGUUACUUUGAUAAGGAAGAAGAAUGACAGAGCAAGAAGAAAAGAUCUUUGCUUCAUUCAUCUUCCCAUCUUUUUUGUAUAUGGUUAGGUUUGUCUUCAGCUCUUAUGAUAAGCUUUUUUCUGUAUAUUCUGCAGUUUUAAUGUCAAUAAAACCAUCCUUUUUUACUCUGUUGAAGAGCUAAUAAUGAUAACAAGCUUUUUGUUUUGCGGUUUUCGCUCUUUUCAUGUUGACAUUUAGAGCCAUGGUUGUGUUUGUUUGGUUGGCAAUUUUUAAUAUACAUUUGAAAUGUAU